Molecule: messenger RNA, 2962 nt
Organism: Caenorhabditis auriculariae
Lineage: Eukaryota; Metazoa; Nematoda; Chromadorea; Rhabditida; Rhabditidae
Source: the annotation of a GenBank genome assembly
AUGACAAUAUCCUACUCGGGCAACUUCUUUCGUCUUCUCCUCCGAUGGAAAGGCUCCAUCUGGAGGUCAGUCUGGCGCGAACUUCUCGUUUUCCUCGUUCUCUUCUACGUUAUCCGAUUCACCAUGCCCGAAUUUAUCACACAGUUUGACGCCGACGGCGCGAGAGGCUUUAGGUUUGUCAGUGUGAGAAAAAAAAGAACUAAAGCGGACAAUUAGGAAAAAGUAUAAGCUGCUGUGCAACGAGUUCAACGAGUACACCAAGCUGAUUCCGCUCACCUUUUUGCUCGGCUUCUACGUCUCCAAUGUUGUUUCGAGGUGAGGGCACCUUAACUAUUCAGAACUUAUGAGAUAAUUAUUUCCGGGUAUUGUUACCAGCAAGUUUUCACGUCUUGAUAAUUCGCUAUCGACUCUCAUCUGGAGAAAUUUUGAGGAUUGACUUUGUCAUCGAGCUUCCGGCUAAUUUUAAAGACGUGGUUUUUUAUGCGCCUAAUUAAGACUGCCAAAAGUUUUGUAAAAAGUUUUUGGAUGCUGAUCUCACUAGGGAGCUGUACGUGUCCCGCCUUUCAAGUCAAGAAAAUUGUCUACACGCUACAGGUGGUGGUGCCAAUUCGAGUGCCUCUCCUGGCCCGAAGACGUACUCUCCGUUCUUUGCAUGGUGCUCCCACUGGAAGAGUCUCGUCCAGUUCGACAUCAGAUCGCUCGUUACCUCAACCUCACUUCUGCUUUGGCAUGGUGAUUUUCACCACUUCUAUUUUUUUCAGAUUUUUUCUACAAUAAUUUGCGUUUGAUUUGUUCCAUUUCGAAUAUAUUUUCAAAUAUUCAUUUCAAGGCGAGAUAUAUCAACAAAAAUCCGACUACGUUUUCCGCACGUUAGAAAUUUGGUCGACGCCGGAAUGCUCACCGAUUUCGAAUACAAAAAGUUGAAAGCGAUCAAUGUAAUCAGAAAUUUUGAAAGUAGUUUUCUGAAAAAAUCAUACUCCAGGAGCCGUCCCCCGGUAUCCGCUGGUUGACACCUCUUCACUGGGCUCAGCAGCUCAUCACCCAAGAGGUUUAAGCGAUUUGUUCAAAAUGUCAUCUCUCCCGGAUUUGAAUCGGACAAACAGGUGUCGGCAGGUCGGGGUCAACUUCAAUACAUGUCGACGUUGUCCAACGAGUUCCGAUCUUAUCGGGUCUCUUUCCGGAAACUCUACUGCCACGACUGGGUCUGCGUUCCUCUUGUUUAUACGCAGGUUUCCCUUUUUCCUUUUUUUUUUCGAGUAAGAAAAAUAAAAAAGGAGAUAGUGACUGAUCUUGGCCGCUGUUAUGAUUCGAACAAGGAAAAAUAAAAAAACUUUGAAAAGAAUUUUUUUUUGAAAUCUUUCAAGUUUACUCUAUAAUUUUUGAUAAAAAGUCUUUUUACCCAAUUUCAAAUAUCAGUUUUUUUUUUCUCUAAUUUUUUUCUGUUAUAUCGCCAAAUUUUUUGAUUCAAUUUUUUUUUAAAAGGUCGACUAAAAAAAUUUUGAUGGUUCGGUGAAGAAUAGGUAUGACUCGUUGAAGAAAAAAUUCGGAAAAAGAAUGGUUCGACGAAGAAUCGGCCAAGUUUUAUCGAAUUCCCCACCUGAAACCUAGAACCCGGAACGGCUCCGUGUCUUUAUUUCCGGUUGUUUUAGGUUGCCGCCCUCGCAACGUAUGCUCACUUCUUCUUCUGCCUAUUCGGCCGUCAACACCACGAAGGCGACGAAAAUCUCGACCUUCCUUUUCCGCUGUUCACCGUCGUCCAGUUCCUUUUCUUCGUCGGAUGGUUCAAGGAACUAGGGACAAAAAGUUGAAGAGCUAAAGAUGAGAUUUAAGGUCGGGCAGGACCUCAUGCGUCCUUUCGGAUUGGAUGACGACGAUUUCGAGCUUUCUUAUAUCUUUGAUCGUAACCUCAUCACAUCAUUCACCAUUGUCGACUCGUUGCAGAGCGAGGAACCCCGUUAGUUUUUUUUUCCUUAAUUUUAAUUGAGAGUCCAAAUGGAAAUUUCAAAAUAAAAUAAUUUUGCUGCUGGGACAAAAAAAGGCGUUUGAAAAAAACAUGAAGUGUUCUUGUAGAAUUAAAGCAAGUGGCUUCUGGCAGAAAAAAAAAAUUAAAUUGGGAAGUUCAUCAUUUCAUUAUUUAUGUUUCUCGGCUGGAACAGGCCGGCUGCGGCAUUCGCAAUUCAUGUACAAACCGUUUGCGAGCCGUUUUUGGCGCAAACUUGAGAAUUUCCGCAUUUUUAGAUUUUUUCUCAAGUUUCCUGUUGAACAAAAAAUAUUUAAAAUGAAUUUUUUGGCGUUUUUUUAUUGGAUAAAUGAAGGCUGAUGCGAUGAUUUUUUGAAUUGGCGCUAAAUUACAUUGCAACUGAAAAUGUCGCCGCACGAUUCUUCAAAGCUGCUGAAUCGUACGGUAGUUUUGAAAAGUUUUUAAUAGCUAAAAAAAUUGUUCACUUAUCGAGACUGCCUAAUAUUGUCCCCUCGAAAGAUAGGUUUAAAAAAAUGGAAAAAUUUACUGGCAUCGAAACAGAAAGCACAAUAUUAAGCAUGUUGUUACUGUCUCAAACAUGCGUGCGUUUCGAGCCGAGAAAAAUGGAUUUUGUUCCUAAUUUUUCGUCACUCUCAAAGGCUGAAAUUUUUUUUUUGAUUUUUAGCUUCAUUUGAAGAGGACUUUUUCUGGCGACACCAUCACGAACAAAUAAAACAGGUCCGUAACGGCAACUGCAAAAUCGAGAUGGAGCGAAUUUCUUCCCUAAAAUGGGGUCGAAUUGAUUUGAGCAGGUCUUUCAGACUCCAAAGAUGAAUAAAUGGAAAGCAUUUCAGAACCUCGCAUAAGCAUCCACCAAAACUGCACACCUACUUGGAGAUGAAGGGACUCGAGCCGGAAGAAUACAAAAAUCGCAAAAAGAACAAGUUGGAUCUUACGUCUGAUAGCAAAUAUUCAAGCUUUUUCAGGUUUAUUGCUUGGUGA